This is a messenger RNA of Cololabis saira (Pacific saury), 3479 nucleotides long. It is a transcript of the gene clpxb, whose product is annotated as caseinolytic mitochondrial matrix peptidase chaperone subunit Xb. The record is from RefSeq and is a predicted model, not a curated record. Bases 282 to 2225 code for a protein of 647 amino acids. The transcript is spliced from 16 exons. Gene Ontology annotation, molecular function: protein dimerization activity; zinc ion binding; ATP hydrolysis activity. Gene Ontology annotation, biological process: proteolysis; protein catabolic process; protein folding. NCBI's taxonomy places the organism in Eukaryota, Metazoa, Chordata, Actinopteri, Beloniformes, Belonidae. Gene Ontology annotation, cellular component: mitochondrial matrix.
AACCGCUUAAGUAUCUGCACUAGCCCUCGCCGAGGGGAGGGCUGGUUAGGCAGUUACCCUGGUUCAUAACAGCAGUCGUUACAUCACCGUGUCCCGGCUGGGAAAUAACGGCGUAAAGCGACUAACCAUUCCCGAAUCGACCUAGACUCACCAAGUCUUUAGUAUGAUUUAUUAAGCUGACAAACCCAAACACGACAGCAGCGCUAGCUCGGUUGUUCUUCUGACGGGCUGUCAAAACCCGACGGGUUUCAUCGUGCAUUGAGUUUGAGGAGCUAGAAGAGAUGUCCUGCUCGUGCACUUCGGCUGCCAGGUUGUUUCUGAACACAGCCCACAGAGGACUGUCAUGCUCCCGAAUCCAGCUGUUUUCUCUGAGUCGUCAAGGGUCUCGGGAAACUCAUUUUCACCCCAAAGUGUGUGUGAGGUCGUUUUCAGAGACUGCUGUCUGUUAUGCAGCUAAAGAUGGGACAACGAGGGAUGGUGGAAAUGACGGUGGAAAGAAAAGCAUCAGUGAGGGGAAGAGAGCGUCCUCCUCUGGAGGAUCAGGCAAAGGUGGAAGCCAGCUGCGCUGCCCUAAAUGUGGGGAUCCCUGCACACACGUGGAGACCUUUGUAUCAUCAACACGAUUCGUCAAAUGCGAGAAGUGCCAUCACUUUUUCGUGGUCCUAUCUGAAACUGACUCUAAAAAAGGGUUAAACAAGGAGGCCGAAUCUGCUGCGGAGGCAGUGAAACUGGCGUUCGCCCAGAAACCUCCUCCUCCACCCAAGAAGAUUUAUGCCUAUUUGGAUAAAUAUGUUGUUGGCCAGUCCUAUGCAAAAAAAGUCUUGGCGGUUGCGGUGUACAAUCACUACAAGCGCAUCUACAACAACAUCCCCGCAGGGAGUCGGCCCCAGGUGGAGGUGGAGAAACAGCCUUCUCUUACGCCUCGUGGGGACAUUCAUUUUCUAAGAGCAGGAGAGCUGGGACGGGUCAGAGGUCAGAGAUCAGGAUCAGAGCUGGAGCUAGAGAUGAGAAGACGAGAGGAUGAAUACAGAUUCACAAAGCUGCUGCAGAUAGCAGGCAUCAGUCCUCAUGGAAACGCUCUCGGAGCAUCCAUGCAGCAGCAGGCCAGUCAGCAGGCUCCUCAGGAGAAGCGGGGCGGGGAGGUCCUGGAUUCCACACACGCUGAAAUCAAACUGGAGAAGAGCAACAUCAUACUUCUGGGUCCAACUGGGUCAGGAAAAACACUGUUGGCGCAGACGCUGGCACGAUGUCUGGAUGUUCCUUUUGCAAUUUGCGAUUGCACAACUCUCACUCAGGCUGGAUACGUGGGAGAAGACAUCGAGUCAGUGAUUGCCAAACUUCUCCAGGAUGCCAACUACUCAGUGGAUAAGGCUCAGCAAGGUAUUGUGUUCCUGGACGAGGUGGACAAGAUCGGCAGCGUGCCAGGAAUCCACCAGCUCAGAGAUGUGGGUGGAGAGGGAGUCCAGCAGGGUUUGCUGAAACUCCUGGAGGGUACAAUUGUCAACGUUCCUGAGAAAAACUCCAGGAAACUCAGGGGUGAAACGGUCCAAGUGGACACAACAAACAUCUUGUUUGUUGCAUCAGGCGCCUUCAACGGCCUUGAUAGGAUCAUAAGCAGAAGAAAGAAUGAGAAGUAUCUGGGUUUUGGAACCCCCUCUAACCUGGGGAAAGGGCGCCGUGCAGCCGCCGCCGCAGACCUGGCCAACAGCAGCGGUGAGACGGACACGGUGGCGGAGAUCGAGGAGAAGGACCGGCUGCUGAAGCACGUCGAAGCCCGGGACCUGAUCGAGUUCGGGAUGAUCCCGGAGUUCGUCGGCCGUCUUCCCGUCGUGGUACCUCUGCACAGCCUGGACGAAGACACGCUGGUCCGCAUCCUGACUGAACCACGCAACGCCGUGGUGCCCCAGUACCAGGCCCUGUUCAGCAUGGACAAAUGUGAACUCAAUGUGACCCAAGAUGCCUUGAGAGCCAUCGCCAGAAUGGCGUUGGAGAGGAAGACUGGAGCUCGUGGGCUCAGAUCCAUUAUGGAAAAACUGCUCCUGGAGCCCAUGUUUGAGGUGCCGCAUUCAGAUAUCAUGGCUGUUGAACUGAGCAAAGAUGUCGUCCAGGGGAAGUCACAGGCCAGAUACAUCAGAGCCCCGGCGAAAGAAGCGGCCGAAGAGGAGUACGACUCCGGCAUCGAGGAGGAAAACUGGCCUCGGCAGGCAGACGCUGCUAACAACUGAACCUCGCGACACGUCUCACCAGAAGUCUACGCCGCCUGAACCGUUAGAUUACCGGGAACCCUUUUUGGAUACCAUUUUUGGUAUAAAGUAUUUUAUUAUAGCGUCUGACAGAUAAAGUGAGGACAUCCGGGAAGGGCUUUUCAUGGUUAGGAGAGAGUAACAACCUUCGGGUCCCUUGCACCGUGAGAUUUCUCUGGUGGUGCACUCCCACUGUGGACCUUUAUGACAUAUUUCAAUCUCUGAGGAUUGUUAACAUUUUAUCUAUAUAAAGAUAAUGCAAUUUUAUUCAUAAAAAAAAAAGGUAUUUGUAGUUAGUUUUCUCUCUUUUGUGGUUAUGGGCUGCGAUGGAAAGGGAAACAAGAGGAAAUUGUGGGAUCAUACCGUACACUUGAAAACGAGGGGUGCUGAAGAGACGCGAUGUGACCAUGUGAAGAGAUGCCCUCCGUCGCCAGGGCAACAUAUUCCACGAGCACAUCGAUAUUUUGAUGUUUCCUUCUUUACCGCCGUUGUAAUAACGGCGCACACAGUGAAAUCGGUUGUAAAUGUUUAGCUACACUGCACAGGUAGCAUUCCUAAGCAGUUUGUAUGACAUGACCUCUAAUCAGGAGUAAAACACACCAGCAAACCAAUCAGCAGGUGAGGAGGAAGGUAGUGACCUUUUAAACGGCCAGAACGGUUAUUUUAGUGUCCGGCUCUUUCUUUUAGUCCACUCUUUAGAUAUGUUCACUUGUAUCUGAGGAUCAGAGGGCUGCGUCCCGGCUAGCUACACCUACUAACUGUCAGGUGGUGAUGAAAUACCCCCCUUUUCUUUUAGCUAUGUUUCCUAGUAGCUGUAUUAUUUAAAAGAAAUGAAUCCCCAUAAAUUGGAUAUUUAACUUUAGUUUUCCAUGUUCAAACAGCCGUUUCUGUUGAACGGGGCUUCUCCUGAAACAUAUUUUAUUUCCUGCGCAGUGUCACGUCACCUUCAGUGUUUUACCCCCCCCUCAGUACAGGUGUGUCAUCCAGGCUGGGCUAAGACGCGCCCCGCCCAACCUCGCUGCUGUGCUCCUUCAGUUGCUGAUUGUGUCGGAAAAUUAGAUAAAACUCAAUUUGUUCUACCUGCUUUUAAGUUUCUUUAUUAAAAUUUCAAACUGCCUUUCUAUUAUCAGAGGUCUGUUACAGGAACCUGUAGACGCCCCACCACCUUCUAAUGCUUGUGAAAUUAAAACUUAUUGUGAUUGUUUAAAUAUAUAAAUAAAUGUAUAUCUGUAUAAA